Molecule: messenger RNA, 1155 nt
Organism: Cryptomeria japonica (Japanese cedar)
Lineage: Eukaryota; Viridiplantae; Streptophyta; Pinopsida; Cupressales; Cupressaceae
Exons: 3
Coding region: 273-932 (219 amino acids)
Biological process (GO): plasmodesmata-mediated intercellular transport
Molecular function (GO): microtubule binding
Source: RefSeq, a predicted model, not a curated record
AAGCAUUAGGGUUGAUUGGUCUGAACUGAAUAUGGUCUCCCAUUUUCUCUAAUCUAACUUAAAAAUCUCCAGAACAAUCCCUUUCAUAUUAACUUCUGAAUAAACACUUUCCCCAUCGAGUUAGAUACAUUAUUUCUACCAUAAAAAACACCUCAUGUCCAGAUUUUAACAGCAUAAAGCUACUGUUCUCCAUACAAAAAAUAUGGAGGCUGUCAUAGUAUUUUAACUCUGGUUUUGUCUUGGUUUUCCCUCUUUUUUUUCCUUCUCUAUGAAUGCUCUAUGGUGAAGCUUUAUUUGGGUUGAUGGGAAAGGGGGAGCAGGAGAGGAAGGGCUAUACAAACAUUGGAUCUCUGGUCUAUACUCCCAAGCCAUCCAACGAUGGGUCCGCAACUAAGGUGGUACCUGCAUCUCUGAGGUCUUCCAGGCCUUUCAGGAGGCAUGGGGAAGAAGAUGAACCACCUCAGUGGUUAAAGCAGUUGGAACUGCUAAAAGGACUGCCAGGAGAAGGCCAUAAUAGUGAUGGAGAUGAGUUCUUAUGUAAGGCAGAGCAGAGCAAUGAAAGGGGUGAGGUGAAGGACCCAGAUUUUUGUGCCUUGCAGAGCAGCAGUGAAGAAAUGGGUAUGCCUGCAGAGCAUGAACAUAUUGAAGUGGAUCAAUGUUUCCAAGGAAAACAGGAAGAUGGUGAUGAACCUGAGAUGCAGCAGCCAUGGAAGGAAAUGGCAAACAUGAAGAUGUCAAUGAAGGAAAGGGAAAACAUGGAGGUGUCAAGGAAAGAAAUAGAGAAUAUGGAAAUGUCAAGGAGGCAGUAUUUUGCAGCCUUAAUAGUAGCCAAAAAGAAACCAGGGGAGGAACCAUUGGCACUUGCAGCAGGGCUGAGGUUGAAGCUGCAGUCCAUCUUGGCUAUCCAUUCUUUCUCAAGCUUUGACAGUUAAAUCAUUUCAUUUGAAAUGCUUUAGUCAACAUUUUUCUGCAUCUCAUGCCUUGAAAUUGUAAGUUUGAACUUCUUCUUCAAUGUAGUUCUUACACUGAUGCAAAAGAGUGUUUUCUCUUAUUCAAGCAAAACCCCUUGGUGAGCAUGAUUUAUGGAAUCUGUGAAAUCUGAGAAGUUUUUUCUCUGAAUAUCAAAGUGCCUCAGAAAGUGCAUUUGCUUUCCCA